AUGACGGGUGGGCCGGUGCUGCCCCUGGCCCCGCACGCCGGCUGCACGCGUCUUUCCAGGGUCGUCGCGUCGUCGGUUUGUCUGGUGUUGAAGAGAGCUCCGCCGCGCCACCUCCCUUCUCCGGUCCUCCCUUCCCCCUCCCCCUGCAGCCCUAGGAGCUCUGCCGCCUCUUUCGAUGAGAUCCACCGUCUCCCGAGGUCCUUAUCCACCCCAGCUCGCGAGGAAGCCACGAAAGGAGGAGCUCAACCGGGCAUCGCCGGCCGGAGAAGGAGGAGAGGCGCGGAUGCCAGGCAGGGAGGCAGAUCGGCUCGCCUCCGCGGCAGCCAGGGAGGCGGAUCGGCUCGCCUCCGCGGCGUCUUGUGCGCCGCCGCCGCCUCUACAUCCACCUUUCUCCGCAUAGCAGCAUGUGUGCGGAAGCGGGGACAUGCGACCGCGAGCAGAUGGCGUCGGCGGCAACGGCAACACGCAUGGUGUGCAAAGUCCGAUAAGAUGGGCGUGGCCUCCCCGCAUGCGUUUCAGGAUGGCGUGCUCGACGGCUCGGAACGCGCCCGCACGGGCACAAGAGGUAUGCAUAGGAGCACGCCGACGGCAACGUGCACCGCGAGGUCGGCCAGAGCCCCUCCGUACUGGAGGAAACCUGCGACUCACCUCCACUCACAGGUCUAUGCCGAUUUCCACAAUAACACUGCCUCCAACUUUCUCAUUUCCCUAGCUCUGCAUACAAGGUCCAAGCUAGGUAUGCCAAUCUUGUUAUAG
This is a messenger RNA of Triticum turgidum subsp. durum (durum wheat), 756 nucleotides long. Lineage: Eukaryota; Viridiplantae; Streptophyta; Magnoliopsida; Poales; Poaceae. The record is from the annotation of a GenBank genome assembly.